Kogia breviceps (pygmy sperm whale) is the source of this 1895-nucleotide messenger RNA. RefSeq names its product GDNF family receptor alpha 1 (gene GFRA1). Gene Ontology annotation, molecular function: signaling receptor activity. NCBI's taxonomy places the organism in Eukaryota, Metazoa, Chordata, Mammalia, Artiodactyla, Physeteridae. Gene Ontology annotation, cellular component: external side of plasma membrane; signaling receptor complex. Gene Ontology annotation, biological process: nervous system development. The record is from RefSeq and is a predicted model, not a curated record.
UAGGCGGGAGCAGGGGAAGGCAGAGGGGCGGGGGAAGCUCCAGCACUCUCCGCUCUCGUUUCAAAGCGCGUUCUCCCUUCCAGGUUGGGUCGGACCUGAACCCCUAAAAGCGGAACCGCCUCCCGCCCUCUCGCCAGCAGCCCGCCCGGAGCUCAGUCGCCGGCGGCGGUGGCGGCGGACGGACCGGGGAGUUUCCUCUCGCAUUGGAUGGAGCUGAACUUUGGGCGGCCAGAGCAGCGCGGCCGUCCGGGGAUCGUUUCAUGCUGAGCUCCCUCAGCGAGACCCAGCGGCAGCUCUGGAUUUUCGGGGGGGCGGGGACCAGCUGCGCGCCGGCACCAUGUUCUUGGCGACCCUGUACUUCGUACUGCCGCUUCUGGACGUGCUCCUGUCGGCCGAGGUCAGCGGCGGGGACCGCUUGGACUGCGUGAAAGCCAGCGAUCAGUGCUUGAAGGAGCAGAGCUGCAGCACCAAGUACCGCACGCUCAGGCAGUGCGUGGCGGGCAAGGAGACCAACUUCAGCUUGACAUCGGGCCUGGAGGCCAAGGACGAGUGCCGCAGCGCCAUGGAGGCCCUCAAACAGAAGUCGCUUUACAACUGCCGCUGCAAGCGGGGUAUGAAGAAGGAGAAGAACUGUCUGCGCAUCUACUGGAGCAUGUACCAGAGCCUGCAGGGAAAUGAUCUGCUUGAAGAUUCCCCAUAUGAACCAGUUAACAGCAGAUUGUCUGAUAUAUUCCGGGCAGUCCCAUUCAUACCAGUGGAGCACAUCCCGAAAGGGAACAACUGCCUGGAUGCUGCCAAGGCCUGCAACCUGGACGACACCUGUAAGAAGUACAGGUCCGCGUACAUCACACCGUGCACCACCAGCAUGUCCAACGACAUCUGCAACCGGCGCAAGUGCCACAAGGCCCUCCGGCAGUUCUUCGACAAGGUCCCGGCCAAGCACAGCUACGGGAUGCUCUUCUGCUCCUGCCGGGACGUCGCCUGCACUGAGCGGAGACGGCAGACCAUCGUGCCGGUGUGCUCCUACGAGGAGAGGGAGAAGCCCAACUGCUUGAAUUUGCAGGACUCCUGCAAGACGAAUUACAUCUGCAGAUCUCGCCUGGCGGAUUUUUUUACCAACUGCCAGCCGGAGUCAAGGUCUGUCAGCAGCUGUCUAAAGGAAAACUACGCUGACUGCCUCCUCGCCUACUCGGGGCUUAUUGGUACAGUCAUGACCCCCAACUACAUAGACUCCAGUAGCCUCAGCGUGGCCCCCUGGUGUGACUGCAAUAACAGUGGAAACGACCUGGAGGAGUGCUUGAAAUUUCUGAAUUUCUUCAAGGACAACACAUGUCUUAAAAAUGCAAUUCAAGCCUUUGGCAAUGGCUCAGAUGUGACCGUGUGGCAGCCAGCCCUCCCAGUUCAGACCACCACUGCCACCACCACCACAGCCUUCCGGGUCAAGAACAAGCCCCUGGGGCCGGCAGGCUCUGAGAACGAAAUCCCCACUCAUGUUUUACCACCUUGUGCAAAUUUACAGGCACAGAAGCUGAAAUCCAAUAUGUCGGGCAGUCCACACCUCUGUCUUUCUGAUCGUGAUUACGAAAAGGAUGGUCUUGCUGGGGCUUCCAGCCACAUAACCACAAAAUCAAUGGCUGCUUCUCCAAGCUGCAGUCUGAAUCCACUGCUGGUCCUGGUGGUAAUCACCCCGUCCACCCUAUUAUCUUUAUCUUUGGCUGACACAUCGUAGCUGCAUUUAAAAAACAAUAUGGACAUGUAAAAAGACAAAAACCAAGUUAUCUGUUUCCUGUUCUCUUGUAUAUCUGAAAUUCCAGUUUUAGGAACUCAGUUGAGACACUGCUAAAACAGUUUCAUCCAACUGGAACAUUUUUCUUUCUUUCUUUUUUUUUUUUUUC